AUGUACCUGAAGGUGCGGCUUCCGAUUCCCAUCAACUCCAAUCCUGGCAUGGUGUUUCCCCGCAGACAAUUUGCCAAAAUCGACGAGGUGGCUGACCUCGCCGCUCUCUAUAUUGAUGAUAUGCUGGACUACAAGGAAAUGCUUGAUAGGGGAGAGCUGCCUCAAGAACGGGCUACGAGUCGCGAGAAGGGUCAACCACUAUGCAUGGAGCAGUUCUAUAGAUUGCUCGGUGUCUGUCGCAUACCGGAAGUGGGCAAAGAUCGUCUGGAACUGCCUACCAGGCCCAACGAUCCGUCGGAGUGCGAGGAGCUAGUGAUCGUCGCUUGUCGAAAUUAUUUUUACCCGAUCCCGGUGAAAGCAGCAGAUCGCGGCCGUCUAACCCCAGGCGAGAUCCAGGCUCAGUUGCUCCACGUGAUGGUGGAUGCGGCCGGAGCACCGCCAGCACCCAGGGUCGGCCUUCUCACAACCAUGAACAGAGAUCAAUGGGCAAAGGCUAGGGAGCAACUUAUUAAAGACGAGAACAACAGAACUAACUUAGAACUGAUAUCGCGGGCGCUAUGUAUAAUGUGUAUCGACGAGGCGGGUGGCGACCGUCCGGAGCUGGACGGCGACACCAACGGUUUGCUGCGAGCCAUGCACGGCGGUGGUACACGCUACAAUUCUGCCAACAGAUGGUUCGAUAAAACUGUUCAGUUAAUCAUAUCGUCGGACGGCACAAUAGGCAUGUGCAACGAGCACACCCCGGCAGAAGGCGUGGCAGUGAUCCGUCUGGCGGAGCGCGCGCUGGCGCGGGCCGAGGUUGCGGACAAGCCGGCGCCACCGCCCGUGCUGCUGCCUGCGCCGCAGUUUAUGAAGUGGAACCUGACCAGUGAACUGCACAGGGAUAUCGAGAACGCUGCCAGAGAUUUUGACAGACAAAUUGCGGAUCUAGACCUCAAGGUAUAUACGUACCGCGGCUAUGGACGCGAGUUCAUGAAGUCCUGUCGCACGAGCCCCGACGUGUACAUCCAGCUCGCCUUGCAAUACACCUACUACAAGUUAUAUGGCUACCUGGUCUCCACAUACGAGUCCGCUUCCCUGCGUCGCUUCCACCACGGUCGCGUGGACAACAUCCGCAGCGCUCAUAGCGCGGCGCACGCAUGGGCGGCUGCCAUGUGCACCGCGGACACGCCACCACAACCCGACGACGACGGACCCAAGAAGGUUUCUUUCAAUUUGUACGGGGAACAAAAGAAGCUUGAAUUGUUCGAAGAAGCUGCUCGCAAGCAGACGGCUAUAAUGGAGGCUAACAUACUAGGUCGAGGCAUCGACAACCACUUGCUGGGACUGCGCGAAGCGGCGCGGGAGACCCUCGGAGAACUACCAGAAAUGUUCAAGGAUCCCACUUAUGGUCGAAUGAUUGAGUACAAACUUAGCACCAGCCAGGUUACCACAACAACUGACAACACAUUCGUGGGGUACGGAGCCGUUGUUCCUGAUGGAUACGGUUGCAGCUACAACCUCAAGAAGGAUUCAGUCAUAUUCUGUAUUUCUUCUUUCACAUCGUCCAGUGUCACCAACACGGAAGCCUUCAGGCAGUCUCUGGAGGAAGCUCUCGACUCGAUGAAAUUGAUGUUUCAAAAUCGAAAAGUGGAAAAUUAA
This is a messenger RNA of Nymphalis io (European peacock), 1641 nucleotides long. It is a transcript of the gene ChAT, whose product is annotated as choline O-acetyltransferase. Lineage: Eukaryota; Metazoa; Arthropoda; Insecta; Lepidoptera; Nymphalidae. Gene Ontology annotation, molecular function: choline O-acetyltransferase activity. Gene Ontology annotation, biological process: acetylcholine biosynthetic process; neuromuscular synaptic transmission. The transcript is spliced from 9 exons. Gene Ontology annotation, cellular component: cytoplasm; neuron projection. The record is from RefSeq and is a predicted model, not a curated record. Bases 1 to 1641 code for a protein of 546 amino acids.